AUGCCUCCCGGCCAACCGGUCGUCGCUGUCGAGCCAUCGCCUGGCCUCCUCGACCGCAUAUCGAACUGGGUCUCGGAGAACAAAGCUGUAGUCUACACAAUUGCAGGUGUCGCAGUUGUCGUCACGGGUGCAGGCGCAGUCUACUAUCUCAGUUCGGACUCGAAAACCAAGUCAGACUCGGAACCCAAACUCAGCAAGAAGGAGCGCCGCAAGCGAAAAGAAGCCGACCGCAAAGCCACCGAGCCCACGGAAUCCACACCUGCCCCCAAGCAGCCUGAGGUUGCUCCCGUGGCCAGCGACUCGGAGCUUCCGGACGUGGACGAGGACUCGGUCACGAAGCUGACUCAGCAGCAGCGCGAGGAGUAUGCCGCGAAGCUCAAGGCUGCUGGCAACAAGGCCUACGGUGACAAGGCGUACAACAAAGCCAUUGACCUGUACACCAAGGCUAUCCUCUGCAAGCCUGACCCCGUCUUCUACUCGAACCGCGCCGCUUGCUACAGCGCCUUGAGCCAGUGGGACAAUGUGGUUGAGGACACGACCGCUGCGAUCAGCAUGGACCCUGAGUAUGUCAAGGCAAUCAACCGACGCGCUGCCGCCUACGAGAACCAGAAGAAGUACUCCGAGGCUCUCCUCGACUUCACUGCCUCGUGCAUCAUCGACAACUUUAAGAGCGACUCGACUGCGCAGGCCGUGGAAAGGCUCCUCAAGACCUUUGCGGAAGAGAAGGCCAAGGAGAUGAUUGCCGCACGUCCCGCCAAGAUGCCCAGCCCCAUCUUUGUCGGCAACUACCUCCAGAGCUUCCGUCAGAAGCCUCGCCCAGCGGGUCUCGAGGACUCGGCCGAGCUGUCUGCCGACACCGGAAAGGGCCAGCUGCAGCGUGGUCUCCAGGGCCUCGAGAAGAAGACCGGAGACGGAUACGAGGAAGCACGCGUUGCCCUCGAGAAAGCCAUCGAGCUCGGCGACCUGGGCGACACUGAGGCCCUUGCCUACAACUGCCGUGGUACGAUCCGCACGCUACUUGGCAAGCACGCAGAGGCCACAAAGGAUUUCGACAAGAGCAUCGAGCUGGAUCCCAAGUUUACGCAAAACUACAUCAAACGUGCUAGCAUCAGUUUGGAGCUUGGUGAUCCGGCGGCUGCCGACGCCGAGUUUGAGCGUGCCCUGGAGCAGGACAACAACGACCCUGACGUAUACUAUCACCGUGCCCAGGCACACUUCAUCAAGGGCAACCUCGCCGAGGCGCAAAAGGACUACCAAAAGUCCAUUGAUCUCGACAAGGACUUCAUCUUCUCGCACAUUCAGCUUGGUGUGACGCAGUACAAGAUGGGCUCCAUUGCUUCUUCCAUGGCCACCUUCCGCCGCUGCAUCAAGAAUUUCCCCAAGGUUCCCGAUGUCUACAACUACUAUGGCGAGCUGCUCCUCGACCAGAGCAACUUCCAGGAGGCCAUUGAGAAGUUCGACACGGCGAUGGAGAUGGAGAAGCAGACCAAGCCCAUGGCCAUGAACGUCCUGCCUCUCAUCAACAAGGCACUCGCCCUGUUCCAGUGGAAGCAGGAUUUCAAGGAGGCCGAGACGCUGUGCCAGAAGGCUCUGAUCAUCGACCCCGAGUGCGAUAUCGCUGUCGCCACCAUGGCUCAGCUUCUCCUUCAGCAGAACAACGUGCCCGGCGCGCUCAAGUACUUUGAGCGUGCUGCCGAGCUAGCCCGCACCGAGGGCGAGAUUGUGAACGCUCUCUCUUACGCGGAAGCUACCCGCACACAGGUGCAGGUCACCGAGAAGUAUCCCAAGCUUGCUGCCAAGCUCGCAGCCGGACCCGGUGGCCCCGCUGGUCUGCGCAUGCCCCCUCAAUAA
Molecule: messenger RNA, 1851 nt
Organism: Emericellopsis cladophorae
Lineage: Eukaryota; Fungi; Ascomycota; Sordariomycetes; Hypocreales; Bionectriaceae
Product: Mitochondrial import receptor subunit-like protein
Exons: 3
Coding region: 1-1851 (616 amino acids)
Biological process (GO): intracellular protein transport
Cellular component (GO): mitochondrial outer membrane
Molecular function (GO): protein binding; protein-transporting ATPase activity
Source: RefSeq, a predicted model, not a curated record